UGGCAGGCGGUGACAGACAGGACGUCCUUCGCGAAUCAAUCCUGAAAAGCUCGUGCUUUUCACUGUUCUUCGCACCAGCUUUGCCCCCGCUCUCCUUACGGACGAACAGCACUCUGCAAAUAAUUCAAUGAUAAGGUAGAGACGUGAAGCCAGGUGCUGACUGACAAUGGGAAUUUGCUGGGGCGCGCCUCAUUAUCCGACCCCUAGCUUCACUGGAUAUCUCAGACCUGGACAUGAAUCACUCGUGUAUAGCAGCAGCACGUCAUCUUCCUACGAUGAGGAAACAAGGAGCUUGGGAGGAAUAUCUGUUGAAAGUGUGCCUAACAGGGAGAUCGUGCCCACUCACGAUGUUAGGGUCUUCACCUUGGCUGAACUGCAGGAAGUCACUAGAAACUUUUGGCCCGAUUCGCUCCUCGGAGGAGGAGGGUUCGGCAGAGUCUUCAAAGGCUACCUCAGUGGGGAGGGGUCCUCCCAUGGCCGAGGCAGGAUCCCAAUUGCCGUCAAAAAAUGUCACCCGGAGAGUGUGCAGGUAGUUACAGAAUGGAAGUCAGAGGUUACUUUUCUAGGCAGCUUAUCCCGCCCUAACAUUGUCAGACUGCUGGGUUAUUGUUCGGAGGAGGAAAAUCGACUCCUCAUCUAUGAGUACAUGUCAAAGGAUACCCUGAAAAAUCACCUAUUUCGAAGAGGUGCUAGAGAACCACUUUCCUGGAUCUUACGACUUAAGAUUGCAAUUGGAGCAGCCAAAGGCCUGGCAUACUUACAUCAGUUAGAAGACCAAAUUAUUUGCAGGGACUUCAAGCCAUCAAAUAUAUUGCCAGACAGGGAUUUCAACGCCAAAAUAUCAGACUUCGGCUUGGCCACAAGGGUUCCUGCUGAUGACAGAAAACACGUUUCUAAACAGGUCCUUGGAACAUAUGGCUAUACUGCCCCUGAGUACAUAGCUGCUGGGCAUUUGUAUGCAAAGAGCAAUGUGUACAGUUUUGGGGUUGUGCUGCUUGAAAUACUGACAGGAAAACAGCCACACGAUCAUAGUCAGCCGUCUGGGAAGCACUUUGUCGUGGAGUGGGUCCGCCCAUAUGUAUCGAGAAGGAAAUUGGCAAGAGUGGUUGAUCCGCAGUUGGAAGGUAGGUAUCCUCUAAAGGCCGCUCUCAAAUUGGCUCAGCUUGCUUUCCACUGUCUCCAGAUGGAUCCCGAGAGCCGGCCUUCCAUGGACGAAGUCUUAAGGAAACUUGAAAAAAUCGCUACUUAUAAACCGAUUCCUGGCAUUGUCGGACCUUCCUCUCACAACAGGUCGACAAGACAAGGUUAGGAUUCCUUUAUGGAUUCUCAUUUCAAAGAGCCUUUCAGGUAGCUCCGAAUUACCUGAAUUCUGUGCUUGGCAUUGUACAGCGAAUUUGUUUUUAUUAGAAUUUGUUUUGUGAGACAUAACUUUCUUAGAAUUUGCAUCGUGGGACCCGUGAAUCUUGAGGAUAUCAUAUAGUUUUUGUUC
Messenger RNA from Punica granatum (pomegranate), 1489 nucleotides. NCBI's taxonomy places the organism in Eukaryota, Viridiplantae, Streptophyta, Magnoliopsida, Myrtales, Lythraceae. The record is from RefSeq and is a predicted model, not a curated record.